ACGACCCUGACUUUGACCUUAGUGGACAUUUUCACCCUGCUUCAGAGUAUAUCCACAAAGCACUGAGUGCUCCCCAAGGAUGUAGAACAGCCAACCCUGCUAGCUGCGAGACUUAAAACCGCAAGCACUUCAAAUAACAGAGUAUCAGCAACUUAAUCCAUAAGCUUACAGAGGAGGCAUGCUGUUUACCCAAAGCCAGCAGUGACUAAGAAAAGAAACGGAGAGGAGCAGAAGACAGGCUGCGUUGCUGUGAGCCUUGUGGAAGACAGGAUAUUAAAUAUCCAAAAGGGACAAGGCACAAAGAGACCAUUAGCAGUGCAUAAAGGCAAAAAAGAGGCAUGAACUGUGCCUCCAAGAGCAGCAGCAGCCUGGACAGCCAAAAGCAUUAUCAGACACCAGCACUCUCUGAACUCCAGAGGCUGAUAUGGAGAAGAGGAGGAUCCGACAACCAUGUGGACCAAGUGUGGCCAAACAUCUAUCUUGGAGAUGCAUGGGCAGCUAGAAGUAAAACCAUUCUUCAAGACCUCGGCAUCACCCACGUCCUCAAUGCAGCAGAUGGGCCAUACAAUAUCAACACUGGGGUUCAGUAUUACAGGGACCUGCCGGUUGAGUACUAUGGGGUACAAGCGUUUGAUGAUACCUCCUUUGAUAUAAGCAUCUUCUUCCACGAUGCUGCUAAUUUCAUACACAAAGCCUUAAAGACUGGAGGAGGCAAAGUGUUUGUACACUGUGCUAUGGGGUUAAGCCGCUCGGCCACUUUAGUGGUGGCAUACUUGAUGAUCCAUGAAAACCUGACGCUGGUGGAAGCCCUAAGAUCAGUGGAUUCACAAAGAGGCAUCUGCCCGAACACGGGGUUCCUCAACCAGCUUCGGGUCUUGGACAUUCAAUUAAACGAUGAGAGGAAAGGUUUCUCAGUACUGUCAAAAAGAGAUCGUUGUGAUGCAACACUACAGGGACAGUAAUAUGGAUCAAAGGAGGUCGUCUACUUGGCUAAGUAUCAUUACCUGGUUAUGAAAUAGUAAUUCAAACAGCAAAACAAGGAACCCUAUAUCUGUGCUAUUUUCAAACAAUGGAGCUGAUGUUGGAUGUCCUAGCAUUUUAAUCCCAAAUGAAGUCUGAAAUAGCAGUCCUGAUAUAACACUGCAGUCCCUUUUCCAAACGUGGAUACUUGCCAGUUUCACAAACCUUGAAAUCAUCUGAUAACUGAGUGGGAGUGUCGUACAAUAUUUUGUAAAGAUGAGCAGAUUAAGUCAAUGUUUUAUCCAACAUAGAUUCACGGUAUCAAUCUGCUUCUCACUCCUUAUCAUUUUUUUUGAAGAACAUUUCCAUGGUAUAAUUGAACUUGUUUUUGUAAGAAUGCCCAGGGCAUUCAAGAAAUAUUAACGGAAAGAAAGAUGUUCUGUUCAUUUAUUAUCCGCUACAGGUUUUGCAAUGGAACUAUAAAUGAUUUCAGUCUGCAAAGAAUUUUUGUGAUUGGAUAAGUGAAUAAAAUAUGAGGGUGUUUUUUUAAAAAAAAAUUCAUUACAACAUUAAAAUAAAAUGGAACAA
Eublepharis macularius is the source of this 1548-nucleotide messenger RNA. Its product is annotated as dual specificity protein phosphatase 13-like. Lineage: Eukaryota; Metazoa; Chordata; Lepidosauria; Squamata; Eublepharidae. Gene Ontology annotation, biological process: protein dephosphorylation; negative regulation of MAPK cascade. The coding region runs from base 339 to 962 and encodes 207 amino acids. The transcript is spliced from 5 exons. The record is from RefSeq and is a predicted model, not a curated record. Gene Ontology annotation, cellular component: cytoplasm. Gene Ontology annotation, molecular function: MAP kinase phosphatase activity; protein tyrosine/serine/threonine phosphatase activity.